AUGGUGCCAGUGGAAAAGGACGUGCCCGAGGAAAAAACUUUACCAAAGAAGAACACAAACUUGAACAAGUUCCAGCACGACCUCCUGGUGCGAGAUGAUGAUGAGCACCCAUUUGAUCACGACUUGAGUUUGACCAUCGCCGCGCUGGGCACCCUGGGCGACGUGGAGACCUGGAGUGACACCGAGGUGGUCUUUAUCACCCGAAAGUUGACGCUGAACGUGGCCAAAGUGGACUUGAUGGUGAAUCUCAUCAGCGCCAAGCACAAGUGCGGUAGCGGUCCCGACCCACACCCGGGCACCACCACCACCACGACCAUGGGGCAGAACAUCACCCUGCUGGUGGCUCCUGUGGUGAAGAAGGUCACCUCUGAGGACUGCGAACAUCGCGCCUUCCGGGCCUACGUCACGCCCAACGUCACGGCGGUGUCGUCGUUGGUGGGAAACCUGGGAGAUAUCAUCACCUUCACCGUGAGCAUGCCGGCUGGCUACAUCGCCAACGUAGGCAAAAAUUCCGGGCCCGGGGAGAGCGAUGGAAUGCGCCGUUUGAGGCAAUGGUUCUGUGUCAGUGCUUCUGGGCACUCAUGUGCCGAUGCUCAGUCCUGA
Cladocopium goreaui is the source of this 603-nucleotide messenger RNA. The record is from the annotation of a GenBank genome assembly. NCBI's taxonomy places the organism in Eukaryota, Dinophyceae, Suessiales, Symbiodiniaceae.